AUGGAAAGGAGGCUGCCGCUGCUGGCCAGAGAGAGAGAGAGAGGGACAGUCGAGGGAGCCGGUUCAUGCAUUGCCAGCCUGUUCCUUCAUGUUGCUUGGACCUUUGUGCGUUUUUUUUUUUUUUUGCUUCGGGAAGAAGCCUGCUUCUUGGUGCGCCAUUUUGUCUCAUUUUUCGCGUUGUGUACUAGAAAGAAUGAGGGCCCGUCUAACGCGCGUUCUGCUCGGCGCUCCAGCCUAAAACCAGGUGCUAGGCCUGGUCUUAAGGGUCAACAGACACCUUCCGGCGUAGACGGGUCAAUUUCAAGCAUAAUUGGUCAUUGUGUCACUGCAACUUUCACAUUGCAAAGCCAGCAUGCAGGUGAAGAGACCCUGGAGAGGAUGCCUGCAAAACCUCAUCUAGCUGUCAUUGGUACAAGGGGCAGAUCAUCCCGACUAAACUGUGGUAAAGGUAGAGUCAGUGGAGUAGCUCGAAGGGUGCUCAGCCUUCUCAACAUACUUUGAAGAAUAAAUGGAAGUGUUCACAAAA
Molecule: messenger RNA, 526 nt
Organism: Rhipicephalus microplus (southern cattle tick)
Lineage: Eukaryota; Metazoa; Arthropoda; Arachnida; Ixodida; Ixodidae
Source: RefSeq, a predicted model, not a curated record